This is a messenger RNA of Carya illinoinensis, 669 nucleotides long. RefSeq lists its product as uncharacterized. The coding region runs from base 1 to 669 and encodes 222 amino acids. The record is from RefSeq and is a predicted model, not a curated record. Lineage: Eukaryota; Viridiplantae; Streptophyta; Magnoliopsida; Fagales; Juglandaceae. The transcript is spliced from 3 exons.
AUGGAUUUCUACUGGCAUGGCAUGAGGAAAGACAUAAAGAAGUUGGUGAAAGGGUGUCAAGUUUGUCAGAUGAAUAAGCAUGAGACUGUGCUGCCAACAAGAUUACUUCAACCUUUACCGGUUCUUCAAAUUCCUUGGCUUGACAUUCCCAUGGAUUUCAUUGAAGGCCUUUCAUCCUCAAAUUGGAUGACUGUUAUUUUGACUGUUGUGGACAGAUUGACUAAGUUUGGUCAUUUCUUUCCAAUGUCUCAUCCCUACACUGCAAGCACUACAACUAAUGCAGCAGUAGAUCAGCAAUUGAAGUAUAGAUACAAGGUACUUUCUCUCUUGAAAGAGAGUUUAAAGAAGGCCCAAGAUCGAAUAAAGCUCUAUGCUGAUAGAAAGAGAUUUGAAAGACUUUUUGCAACUGGUAAAUGGGUUUCAAGUUUGAAAAAGAAACUUGUAGAUCAGAUCUCUCCAUUACCCACACUGCCUCCAGUUGACAGUGAAUGGAGUGUUCAACCUAAACCUAAGCUUAUCUUGGAAUGGAGAAUGAUGAAAGUAGGUAACCAUGCUUCGACUGAAGUUUUGGUUAAAUGGGUGGAGCUUCCAUUGAGGAUAGUUCAUGGUUUGGAAUCUCAGAGCUUCAUACCCUCAUUUAGUAGGCACAGUUCUUUGAUUUUGUCAUGA